Molecule: messenger RNA, 1674 nt
Organism: Microthlaspi erraticum
Lineage: Eukaryota; Viridiplantae; Streptophyta; Magnoliopsida; Brassicales; Brassicaceae
Source: the annotation of a GenBank genome assembly
AUGUCGAUCUCCCGCGCCGGUGAUGAGACCGGAACUAAGGAUUCAAAUGAUAUUGUCGAGUGCUCUGUCGAUUACAGGGGCAAGCCAUCCGUAAGAUCUUCCUCCGGUGGAUGGAGAUCAUCUGGCUUCAUCAUCGGUGCGGAGGUGUCGGAGAAAUUCGCCUACUACGGGGUAGCUACAAAUCUGAUAACCUACUUCACCGGGCCGUUAGAUGAGUCAACGGCGACUGCUGCUUCAAACGUUAACAUCUGGCUUGGAACGGCAGCGUUUUUGCCUCUGAUAUGGGGCUCUAUCGCCGACUCGUUUCUCGGGCGUUUUCGUACCAUCGUCUUAACCUCAUCUCUCUACAUCUUGGGACUUGGGCUGCUUACGUUUUCAGCAACGAUUCCUUCACUAUGCAAAGAUCAAGAAACAAACGCCUCGUGCGUUUCUCAGCUAAAAGUAACGAUCUUCUUUUGUGCUCUCUAUCUAAUAGCGAUAGGCGAAGGAGGGUUUAAGGCAUGUCUUAGAGCUUUUGGAGCAGAUCAGUUUGAUGAACAAGACCCUGGUGAGUCCAAAUCCAAGAGUGUUUACUUUAACUGGACGUACUUUGCGGUAUCAACUGGCACAUUGGCCACUCGGUUGGUCUCUAAUUAUGUCCAAGAGAAUCUGAGUUGGGCUUUAGGAUUUGGGAUUCCGUGUCUUUCCAUGAUGCUUGCUCUGUUCUUGUUCUUACUUGGAACAAGAACUUACCGGUUUAGCAUCGGAGGAGAAGGAAAAGAAGAAGGAAGAAGAAAGCAUAAUAACCCUUUUGUUAGAAUUGGCCGUGUUUUCGUCGCCGCAGCUAAAAACCGGCGACAAACUUCUUCGGAAACCUUACUUCUUCUACCUGUCCAAACUUCUACGAAAUUCAGAUUUUUGGACAGAGCGGCCAUUUCGUGCGAUUCAGCGGAAGUAGAGGAAGCAAAAGCUGUGUUGAGUCUCGUUCCAAUAUGGAUGUGUUGUUUAGUAUUUGGCCUCGUGUAUGCGCAAUCUCCUACUUUCUUCACAAAGCAAGGAUCAACAAUGGACAGAUCAAUCUCAUCAACACUCUUAGUUCCAGCAGCAACACUACAAUGCUUCAUAAGCUUAUCAAUCCUCGUUUUCAUUCCAAUAUACGACCGCUUAUUCGUCCCGAUCGCAAGAUCAAUCACCCAUAAACCAGCAGGAAUCACAACCCUUCAAAGGAUUUCCAUAGGCAUCGUCCUCUCAAUUGUUUCAGUGGUAAUAUCUGCUUUGGUCGAGAUGAAAAGACUCAAGACUGCUCGAGAUCACGGGUUAGUUGAUUUUCCAGAAGCCACGGUACCAAUGAGCAUUUGGUGGCUUGUUCCACAGUAUGUUCUCUAUGGAGUCUCUGACGUUUUCACUAUGGUUGGUAUGCAAGAGUUUUUCUAUGGACAAGUACCGGCGGAGCUUAGGAGUUUGGGACUUGCUAUGUACCUAAGCGUAAUAGGCAUAGGCAGCUUCUUGAGUAGCUUCAUGGUAUCUCUCAUCGAGAAAGCCACGAGCCAAUCGGGUCAAGUGAGCUGGUUCGCUAAUAACCUGAACCAGGCACAUCUUGAUUACUUCUACUGGCUGCUUGCCUGUCUCAGCUGCGUCGCCUUCGUUUUCUUUGUCUAUUUUGCGAAGUCUUAUGUCUACAGAAGCCUAAAAUAA